Molecule: messenger RNA, 1275 nt
Organism: Mya arenaria
Lineage: Eukaryota; Metazoa; Mollusca; Bivalvia; Myida; Myidae
Product: dual specificity protein phosphatase 18-like
Exons: 3
Coding region: 164-787 (207 amino acids)
Biological process (GO): protein dephosphorylation
Cellular component (GO): cytoplasm
Molecular function (GO): protein tyrosine/serine/threonine phosphatase activity
Source: RefSeq, a predicted model, not a curated record
CGCCAUUGUAAAUAAACGUUACUCAUGCCAGCAUGUAAUUUUUGACGAACAUUUAAAAUGAAACUUGUGAAAUAAAUAUAUACUGCAAACACUUAAUCGACGGUCACUGCCAUGAGACAUUCAGAAAGGAUUUAUCUAUAUUGAGUAUCUUCUGUUGUUUACCAUGAAGGCGUUUAGAUCUCCGAUUGCACAAGUGGAUCAGAAUGUGUACCUGUGUGGGAUUGGCUGCAUCAAAGAAGAGAAUUUAAAAAAUAGAGGAAUAACUCAUAUCCUGAAUACUGCAGAGGAGCUCGCAGAGUUUCAAUACCCAGCUCUGGAUAACCUGAGUGUUCGCCACAUAUUAAUGAGGGAUGCAGAAAAUCAAGACUUGCUUGCAUUCCUUGAUACUUGUGUGGACCACAUACAUUCUGUUACAAAUUCUGGAGGCACAAUUCUAGUCCAUUGUGUGGCCGGGGUCAGCCGUUCAGCAAGUGUAUGUAUGGCAUAUCUAGUCAAAUAUAAAAACAAGACUCUCUUUUCUGCUUAUCAACACAUCUUCAACCAGAGACCAUGUAUUUGCCCGAACCUUGGAUUCUGGCAGCAACUUGCUGAGUAUGAACUCCAACUUAGUGGAUCAUGCACUAUAGAAAUGUUACCAAUGGUGUUGGGAAUGGUUCCCUCUGUGAUGAAGAAGGACGCAGAAUUCAGGAUCCGGACCGCAUGGAUGCAGGACCUUGUUUCCAUGUUCAGUGUUCAUUUUAUUCUUCUUCUUAUUCAGAUCUUGUCGAUGUAUUUUUGGGGAAACUAAAGGGCAAUCUGUGUGUCCAAAAAUAGGUUCAUAAUCCAGGGGUUCAACAGUUGUACUACAAUAUAUACAGAUCUGAUUAUGCAGACUUUAUAUUAAAUCUCAUUAUAGUUUGAAGUUUUUAAUUCAAAAAAUUUGUGCAACAACUUACAAGGUUGUCCUCGAGGCUAGAUCAGUUUUUAAGUAUUGAUAUAGUAUUUAUUGAUAAUUCACAUACAAGUUGGCAUAGUCUACAUAGGUGCUGUGCAUUUGAAUUUGUAAUGCAUGCAUUUUGUACAAAAAUAUGUUGAUUCUGCUUUGUAUCCAUAUUUUAUCUGUGAUGUUAUUCUUUGUUGAGAUUAAGCAAUUCAAUUUUAUUAGUUUUGUGAAUGUGAUUAGUAUUUUACAUAUCUAUUUGUAUUGUUUUACUUGAUUUAUACACUUUUGUACAAAAGAAAUAUCUGUAUAUUCAAUGAAUGAUUGGCUUUAUGAUAUUAAACCUUUAUAACAAG